GCGUUCAAUUGGGGUCAUUUCCAAUACUAACCGAUAGGCAGAUAUCUCCGAAGACGCGAGAAUUGCAUGUACAUAUCUAUCGAACAUCAUGCCGGCCGGAAUUCUCGAUAAUAUCAACAACAGUCCACCUAAAAGGAAAUUAAAUCCAAGCAGCUCGGACUGCAGUUUCGAUAGAGACUUCAUAUUCUCGCCGUUCCCAGUCGAGCCAAAGCGGAUCACCAGCCCAGGAGGACCUGAAAGCCCAGCCAGGACCAGUCCAGUCAAACCCAGCCCAAGCCCUCAUCUCACAACCGUAUCUCGCUCAUCGUCGUGUGAAUCGCUCACUUACGAUUCAUUUGACGACCAGUACAGACAGUCUGUACUGAAUCAGUCCUCUCGAGAGCUCUCCAGGAAAACAAGCCGGAAGAAACUGAGACGUUUGUGAGUAUGGCAUAUGCAGGCCUUAUUAUCACCUCAGGAAAGGAACUGACAUCAAUGCUGUCGAUAUGGAAUUUAAAUUAUUCUCAUCAAAUUGCGUGGUGACGCCGGAAGAGAAGAGAGUCUUGCUAAGUUAUCCGGAUCCAGACCUUUCAAUUAUGUUCGGAUGCUUCUGAGACAAGCCGAUUGCGUCUGAGAUGAGAAUUUGACCAAGACACAGCUCGGAGAGUGCAGAGCGACAUAUCCUUCUACUCGCUCCCGUGGAACUAUGAUAUAUAUAAUAAUGUAUAUCAAUACGUGCUGUACAUGCCUAAGCUGUGUCGACCGAGCCACUAUAACAAUAUAGGAAGGAACGUUGGGGCUCAAAGCGCUACAAGAUCGACAACGCUAGUGAUAAUUGAUUGCACAGCUGGCGAAGAAUCCAACAAUAGAUACCGGGCAUUCAAACAAGGGAUGCCGAGCGUAUACAAAAUUACUUCAAAGGUUAUUUCACCGAGCAUAUUCCGAGUUAAACUAAACGAAAGCAAG
Messenger RNA from Sphaeroforma arctica JP610, 945 nucleotides. RefSeq lists its product as hypothetical. Bases 89 to 424 code for a protein of 111 amino acids. The record is from RefSeq and is a predicted model, not a curated record. The transcript has a single exon. NCBI's taxonomy places the organism in Eukaryota, Ichthyosporea, Ichthyophonida.